Messenger RNA from Pseudo-nitzschia multistriata, 2655 nucleotides. NCBI's taxonomy places the organism in Eukaryota, Bacillariophyta, Bacillariophyceae, Bacillariales, Bacillariaceae. The record is from the annotation of a GenBank genome assembly.
GACGCUGCAGUGCUUCUGUGUAUUAUGGGUCGGUAGUACAAUACAGCACACCACAGCACCGUAACCAGCCAGCAACACCACGAAAGAAAUCGAGCCCUAUCCUCCAUCACAGGUUAAAUACGCACCGUACGGUCCAACCGGCGACAACAAACCAAGAAACCCUCCGCCACGGCACGGCACGAUCCAACACGACCAUCGCAUCAUCCACAGCCGCGCCGGUCGUACGGUAUCGCAUUGCACCGUACCGAUUGGGUUUGGGUCGUCCUGUUCGUGCAAGACACAUCGCAUCCCAUCGCAUCGCAUCGCAUCGCAUCCAAUUCCGUCACAUCAGGAUGAACCAAGAACUCUAGGUCGUGGGGAGUUUUAGGAAGCAAACAGACAAGCAGACAGGAGGAACAGUCGGUGGUAAGUUACCUUGCUUCUCUGCGAGCACGAGCAGCAAUGUACGGAUUGUGUUGUGUUGCCCUCACUCACUCAUUGACUCAAACACUCACUCUGCGUGCUUGGCUUUGGUUUAUUCUCUCGGACUCUUGUUCUUUAUCUGGCUUUGAAUCGAAAAACGAAACACAAAACAAUACAACACAACGCACMAUGAUCACGUCGUUCACGAUCGCUGUCACAGCGGUUGCUCUCACCGAAUGGAAGAAGCUCGAAGGGAACGGCAAGAACACCACCCACCACCAGAAGGACAAGGUCAAGGACAAGGACACCGGCAAGCGCUACGGCAGCAUGCAGCGAAAAGCAAGCAAGGCCAAGAAGAAGGCGUCGCGCCCGGUGGCGGUGGCGUCGUCGUACUUUGUUGCCGGAGACAUUCUCUUCGAUCCGACCAAGACCAGGGCGAGCACAGCCAAUAACAAUGGCAAUGGCAAUGGCAAUGGCAAUGGCAAUGGCAGCGUCGGCCUUCCCAACGACGCGCAGACGCACCAGAAAGCGAGGAGGCGGUCGUCGUUUUCGUCCGUCAUGUCCGCGCUCGGAAGCGAAACCAAGAGGCUGUCCUGCAUGAAGAAACGGAGGGAGAAGCAAGCGAAACAUCACCAGGAAGGCAAGGACGAGGACAGGGGCAUUUGCAAUGGCAAUGUAGACAACGACAACGACAAGAAGGAGAAGAAGAAGACGCCGACGAAGGACAAGGACAAGGACAAGGACAAGAGGAAAAAGAAGAGGGAGAAGAAGACGGAAGAAAACAAGCCAAGGAUCUCCGAGAACGAGGGUGUGUCGUGCUCCUCCUCCUGUUCUUCUUCGUCCACUGCCGAAUUGCCUCAGGAUGCCCGGGUCCCGAAUCAGCAGCCGACCUUUGUGGUGUCGGAUCCCCACGGAUUGGUCUUUCACGACAAGGACAGGGACAAAGAGAAGGACAGGGACGAUCACGAAACCAAGAACAAGAGCAAGAAGAAGAAGAAGGAAAAGAAGAAAAAGAAAAAGACACCCAAGAAAAAGGACGGGAAGAGAACCCAACAGGGCACGAACGAGAAGACCGGACCGCCAGAGGAAGCGUCGGCGUGCGAGUCCCACAAGCAUUCCUGCUCGCAUUCCUGCUCGCAUUCUUGCUCUCACUCGCAACGGCGUUUGCCCUCGGACCCGAGCAGCCUCGGACUGGACGGGGCCGUCUCGCCGGCGGAUCUCGUGAGGCGCCUCCGCAGCAUCCGAUCGAUCCAUUCGACCAUGAGCGGAUCCCUGGCCCUCCACUCGCACCACGAGGGUUCCUUGUCCGUGUCCAGGACGGAUUCCAGGACGGGCCACAGCUACAACUACGGCUACAACCACAGCGGGACCGAAAGCAGAAGCAGCUGCAGCAGCAGUUGCGACAGCAGUUGCGACAGCAGCACCCAGAGCACGACCAGCCACCACAGCUUGGAGAACCGCGAGAACCACAACCUUUUCCCGGUCGCAACGAAGGAAGGAAUCUCGCAAGGAACCUCGGAAGGAACCUCCUCCUUGUCGUCUUUUCGCUCGCACCAGCAGCCCCUGCAAAUGUCCCAGAGCUCUCUCUUCUCGUCGCCCCCGCCCCUGCGCUUCCGGAGGGCCACGCGGCGUUCCUCCCUGGGCAGCAAGAGCAGCGCGACGAGAAUGACGGUGUGCUCUACCAUUGAGGAAACCUUCUCGCACGGACAGGAGGAGCGGCUGCCGAGGCCCGGCUCGCGUCGGUCCCUCACGCCCCCCAGGAGGCGUCGUUUCUCCCAUCCCCAGCAGCAACAGCAGCAACAACAACGACAGCAGCAACACCAACAGCAGCAUCAACAACAGCAGCAACAACAACGACAGCAACAGCAACAACACCCUUCGUGUUCUGUUCAGCGGCGCGGGUCCCUCACUCCCCCGAGGAAAUCCAGAGAGCUCUCGUGGAGGGACCACGAACGGAAAGCGGCAACGCACUCGCCCGGCUGUUCCAGCACCUCGGCGGAAACCCUGUCGCAGCCCUCGCUGAGGUCCCGGACGCCACCGAGGAGGCUGAGCGCGAGGUACUAGCCGCCAGCCGAAACAUAACAAAACGAAUCAGAUCGAAUCGAAUCGAAUCGAAUCGAACCGAAUCGAAGCAUUGCCGAAGUGCGAUGCGAUGCGAUGCAGGCAACCAACGGCUGGGUCUGCACCGAGCUUUGGAUACAUAAUUCAUGGUAUAGCAGCAACAAUUACUAGUAUUACUUAUUAUCAUUAUCA